This is a messenger RNA of Olea europaea var. sylvestris, 2697 nucleotides long. RefSeq names its product nicastrin. The transcript has 16 exons. The coding region runs from base 292 to 2328 and encodes 678 amino acids. Gene Ontology annotation, biological process: protein processing. Gene Ontology annotation, cellular component: membrane. The record is from RefSeq and is a predicted model, not a curated record. Lineage: Eukaryota; Viridiplantae; Streptophyta; Magnoliopsida; Lamiales; Oleaceae.
GGUUUGCUAUCAGACCUGCUACAAAAAAUCCCGAGUUUAAAUAAGGCCCCUUGAUCUUGAAUUUCAUGGGGCCGGCAGCAUUACAAUCAAGGGUAAAUCCCUGUUUAAAUCCAGGCCAAGAUCAAGGGCCGAGGGUGGUUGGCCUGUUUGAAUGGCAAAAUCCGUCUGCUAUAGCUAGUAAAAUGGCGUGGGGGCACCUUCACUGAAAUUUCCUGUCUUGUGUCCAUGGCCUAAGGCUAGGGCUUUUGCUACUGACAAUUCGUGCACAAAUCAAUCACUUUCCCCUUCGCCAUGGCCACUGUGACCUCAUUAUUGCUCUUUGUACUCUGCGCUAGCUUCGGCCUCUCUUUCUCAGAUUCAGGACAGGAGAACUCAUUUGAGUCGGUUCCUGAUCUGGAGAAGUCAAUGUACAUGCAUGUUGAUGGAUACCCAUGCGUACGGGUCCUCAACCUUUCAGGGGAAAUUGGUUGUUCAAAUCCUAGUCGUGAGAAGGUUGUUGCUCCAAUUGUUAGAUACAAGAGUGCAGAUGAGCUUCUCAAAUCAGCUGCAGUACUGGUUUCUAUAGAUGAAUUUGAGAUCUUACUUUCAAGAUUAUCAAAAGAUUUAGAUUUUGCAGGGAAAGUGGCCGGUAUAUUGGUUGAAUCACGAACAGAGGUCUCUAAUGGGUUGAAGGGGUUUUCUCCAGAUGGAAAGUUUCCCCAAGCAGAAUUUGCUCCAUAUCAAAGCAACAAUUUUACGUGGAACCCUCCUGGAUCUGGAAUUAUGUGGAAGGCUUAUAAUUUCCCUGUGUUUUUGCUUUCCAGGACUAGCACCUUGAUUUUGCAAGAGGUUGUCAUGAAGAAUGAGAAGACCAAGAAAUCCAAUACUGAAAAUGUAGCUGAAUUUAAUGUGGUGAUGCAGACAACGAAAUCUGGAACUCAUGAUUCAGACUCUUGUUUGAAAGAAGAAACUUGUCUACCUUUGGGUGGAUACAGUGUCUGGUCAGCACUUCCACCUAUUAAUAUUUCAUCUUCACAAAAAUCAAAGCCAGUCAUAGUAACUAUGACAUCAAUGGAUUCAGCAUCUUUUUUCCGUGACAAAAGCCUCGGUGCAGACUCCCCCAUAUCAGGGUUGAUUACAUUGCUAGCUGCAGUGGAUGCUCUUUCAUAUCUCGAUGGCUUGGAUGAACUUAAUAAACAGCUUGUGUUUGUAGUUCUCACUGGAGAAUCCUGGGGCUACCUGGGCAGUCGCAGAUUUGUUUUAGAAGCCGAUCAACAUUCAGACUCCGUUAGAGGCCUCGACUUCGCGAUGAUUGAAACUGUGAUGGAAAUUGGAUCUGUUGGAAAGGGCUUAUCUAACGGCGUCAAGACAUUUUAUUCUCAUACUUCCGGGGAUACAUUGGCUACAAAUGAAACAUUUCAAGCCUUGCUACGUGCUCAAGAUUCCCUGAAAACUGAAAGCAUUAAGAUCUCCAUGGCAAGCACAUCAAAUCCUGGAGUGCCGCCGUCUUCAUUGAUGACAUUUCUGAGGAAGAAAUCUCAGAUUUCUGGUGUUGUUCUGGAAGAUUUUGAUACUUCUUUUACCAACAAAUUCUACCACAGUCACCUGGAUGACCUAUCUAACGUUAACUCUUCGGCCAUAGUAACUGCUGCUUCCCUAGUUGCUAGAACGCUAUACCUCCUUGCCAAUGACCAGAAUGCUUCAGCUAUAAAUGCUAUCAAUGUCAAUGCAUCUUUGGUGGAAGAACUUCUUGGUUGCCUAUUAAAUUGUAAACCAGGCUCAUCAUGUGAGCUGAUGAAGCACUAUAUUUCUCCCUCGGCAACUUGCCCUAGCCAUUAUGUAGGUGUUAUUCUGGGAGAACCUUCUUCUGUGCCUUAUCCUGCUUAUGUGAGUGAUGUUUCGAGGUUCGUUUGGAACUUCUUGGCCUCUAAGACAUCAAUCUUUUCAAGAAAUAUUACCUCUGCCUGCCCUAAUGAUUGCAAUGGUGUUGGUGAAUUGUGCAUACGAGAAGAAGCUGAUGGGAAAGGCAUCUGUGUUAUAUCAACAACCAGGUGUUUAUUCUUGCCCUUCUUUUAUUUCACCAGGUAUGUCCCAGCAUAUUCGACACGGUUGAAGUAUGAGUCUGGAAGCUGGACUGUACUACCCUACAAUUCUUCAGAGGAGAUGAGUGCUGCUGACCCUGUCUGGACAGAGAGUAAUUGGGACACAAUUAGCCUCAGGGUGUACAAGGUCCAGAAUACUGCUUAUGAUGGCCUAAUUCUGCUGUCGGGUAUUGUUGUUACAGUUUUGACUUACCUUUUAAUACUGAUAACCAGAGCUUUCAUUCGGAAGGCCCUGAAGUGGGAUUGAUAUACAAUGAUUGGAGAUAACAUAUUGGUGACUUAUGUAAUAGCUCAUGAGCCGGGUAAAGAAGACUUGUCAUAAAAUUUUACCGAGCUGCUGAUGAAGUGUAAAGAAAACAAAAUCAUUGCAAUGGUCGAUAAAGAAAUAUGUGCAGACAUUUGAAGUAAUCAAUUGGGUAUAGCAAUUUUUGAGCUGCAUCCUUGUUUAACCUAUUCUUUGACUAUCUAGUAUCAGAAUGGUGUUAUUUCCAAUCAUACUUUCAUAUGAGCAGUUCUAAUUUUAUACUCUCGCAGAAAGGAAUGUUAUGCUUGAAAAUGAAAUGAUUUAUUAGAUAUUAUGGAUGAUCAGUUAUGAAGGGAUAGUUUUGUUUUUUUA